Paramuricea clavata is the source of this 639-nucleotide messenger RNA. The record is from the annotation of a GenBank genome assembly. Lineage: Eukaryota; Metazoa; Cnidaria; Anthozoa; Malacalcyonacea; Plexauridae.
GCUAUUACUUUAUCUUCUUUUCCUGAUGAAUGGAAGGUUGCUAGAGUGAUGCCCCUAUAUAAAAAUGGCCAGCGUAGUAUUCCUGGAAACUACAGACCAAUAUCAGUUUUACCGGCCAUUAGUAAAAUUAUGGAACGGAUAUUGUAUGAUCAACUGUAUAACUAUUUAACAAAAUUUGAGAUUCUCAGUGAUUCCCAAUUUGGAUUUCGAAAAUUUCACUCUACAGCUAGUGCACUACUAGACUGUACUAAUGAUUGGUAUGUAAAUCUAGACAGAAAAAUGUUUAACCUAGUAGUUUUAAUUGAUUUGAAGAAAGCCUUUGAUACUGUUGAUCAUCAAAUUCUGCUGAACAAAUUAGAGCUCUAUGGAAUAAAAGGACAAGCUCUAACUUUGCUCAAAUCCUAUCUCACAAACAGAAACCAGAAGUGCCAAAUAAAAAACUCAUUUUCAUCUGAGCGCUUGAUUAAAUGUGGUGUACCACAAGGCUCUAUAUUAGGGCCAUUAUUCUUUUUGUUGUACAUCAAUGAUUUGCCACAUUGUCUAAACAAAACAAAACCGCGGUUGUUUGCUGAUGACACAAAUUUGACUGCUUCAGCAAAUUCUAUGACUGACCUAGAGACUGCAGUAAAUUCUGAUUAA